Messenger RNA from Mugil cephalus (flathead mullet), 1016 nucleotides. It is a transcript of the gene tnfaip6, whose product is annotated as tumor necrosis factor, alpha-induced protein 6. The coding region runs from base 42 to 833 and encodes 263 amino acids. Lineage: Eukaryota; Metazoa; Chordata; Actinopteri; Mugiliformes; Mugilidae. Gene Ontology annotation, molecular function: hyaluronic acid binding. The transcript has 6 exons. The record is from RefSeq and is a predicted model, not a curated record. Gene Ontology annotation, biological process: negative regulation of inflammatory response; cell adhesion.
GAGCUCAGAGCUUCAGGACACAUCUGGAGAGCAGCUGCAGGAUGCAGUUCUUGACUGUGAUCUGGACCCUCAGCUUUCUGCUGAAGGAGGCACAGGCGUGGGGCUUCAAAAAUGGAAUAUUUCACAAUUCUAUAUGGCUCGAGCAAGCGGCCGGAGUUUACCAUCGGGAAUCACGUAAAGGGAGAUACCAGCUGACAUAUAAAGAGGCCAAGGCUGUCUGCAAAUAUGAGGGAGGGAAGCUGGCCACCCACGAGCAGCUGGAGGCAGCUCGUCAGAUAGGUUUUCAUGUGUGCGCUGCUGGAUGGUUCGACAGAGGUCGUGUUGGCUACCCCAUCGUCAAGGCUGGAGCCAACUGUGGGUUCGGGAAGGUUGGCAUCAUCGACUAUGGAUACAGGCUGAACAAAAGCGAGAAAUGGGACGUAUACUGCUACAACCCAAACUCGAAGGAGUGCGGUGGAGUGCUGACAGAUCAGCAGAGAAUCAUUCAGUCUCCCGGCUUCCCUGAAGAGUAUCAGGAUGAGCAGAUCUGCUACUGGCACAUCCGGGUGCGUCUGAGUCAGAGGGUUCGACUGCACUUCCUGGAGUUUGACGUGGAGGACGACAUGGCAUGUCUGGCCGACUACCUAGAGGUCUACGACAGCUACGACGACAUCUCAGGGUUCGCUGGGAGGUUCUGUGGCGAUUACUUACCUGAUGACAUCAUCAGUACAGGAAACGUGAUGACGUUGAAGUUCCUCUCGGACGCUUCGAUUACAGCUGGUGGCUUCCAGUUACAAUAUGUUGCUGUCAACGCGUCUAUGUUUUCUCACAAUCACACCAACAACCAUCAGUGACUGAUCCACUGCUGUCACUCUGAUCCUAUAUUUAUGUCUACUGUAAUUAAUGAGACUUUAUAGCUGAUUAAAGUACAACAUCUGUGGAAUAAACCUGUUUUAAAUUGUUUUGUAUUGUUCUAGGGGAAUAAAAAAUAAAAGUAGUUUGUGACCGACUGAAAUAAAUAAACAAAAAUUCUUAUA